GAAGUGGCAGAGGAGUGAGACUGGGAAGCGUGCUUGGGGGAGGGUGGGGACCUGGCAGGCCCCACCUCCAGGACCACAGGAGCCGCCCCAGCUCAGAGGCUUGCACUGCUCUGAUGGCUCCCGACCCCAGCAGACGCCUCUGGCUGCUGCUGUUGCUGCUCUCCUGCUGCCUUGAGCCUGCCAGGCCUGACAAGAACCCCCUGAACCCCUUGAAUUCCCUCAGGCCUCUGGAGUGGUUGUGGCCCACCAAGACCGACAAGCCAGUCUCCAAGUCCCAGAUCAGUUCACCUGUGCAGUCCACAGGGAACCCCACCACGCACGUUGUCCCCCAGGAUGGCCUUACAGAUCAGCAGACGACUCCUGCCAACUCCAGGCCGCCCCUGGAGGAUCAGGAAGCUGGCCAGAGAGGGACCCCUACAGCUCCUGCCCUCCCCAUUCCCCCGACGGCCUCUGCCGCGAGCCCAGACAUGAAGGAGGAGAAUGUUGCCGGCGUUGGAGCCAAGAUUCUGAAUGUGGCCCAGGGCAUCCGGAGCUUCGUUCAGCUGUGGGAUGAGGACACGGCUACCGAGAACUCUGCUGGGACAGAAACCUCAGCUUCCUCGAUCCCUAUGGUCCUCCUCACUCCUACUGAGUUCUCCAGCGCCCCCCAGGAGGAUGAGACCACUCUCUGGCAAAGCGGAGGCAGUCCAAGUUCUCCAGAUGUUCAGACAACCGAGGCCGGCACCCUGGCUGUGCCCACCCAGCCACCUCCCUCCCUGAGCAGCCUCCAGGCACCACUGAGAAGACCCCCAGGGCCACCAGCACCCCCAGGUAGAGCUUUUCUCUCUCCUACACAAACCAGGGCUCCUCCCUGGGGGAGCCAGAAGCCCCCCAGGCAGCCCCAGCAUCUGGAGGGGAACAGACUCUUGCCUAUUGCAUCCAGGCCCAGCCAGCAGCACCGACACUCUGAUGUUCACUCUGACAUCCACGGGCACAUACCUCUUCUGCUUCCCCUGGUGACGGGUCCCCUGGUGAUGGCUUCUCUGAGUGUGCACGGUUUACUCUCUGUCCCUUCCUCUGAUCCCUCAGCCCAGCUCUCUCCAGUAGCAGCUUUAUCUGAGCUCCCUGGUGCUUGGGUUUCCCACGUGGUUACCUCUUCAGGUGCUGAGCUUUCCAAUGACUCUGCAGUGCUGGGAACUGGCUCUCUGACCUCUACCAGCCGAUGCCUGCCUCUGCCACCCACUUUGACCAUCUGCAGCCACUUAGGUAUUGGACACUUCUGGCUGCCUAAUCAUCUAGACCACAAAAGCAGUGAGGAGGUAGAGGCCGCUGCACAGGCAUGGGGGCACCUCCUCCAGACAAACUGCCAUCCCUUCCUUGCCUGGUUCUUCUGUCUGCUGCUGGCUCCCUCGUGUGGCCCAGGCCCACCACCUGCCCUACCACCUUGCCGUCAGUUCUGUGAGGUCCUGGAGGAUGGAUGCUGGAACCACCUAGACGGGGGCAGGCUGCCAGUCAACUGUGCCUCGCUCCCUUCUCAGGAGGAUGGGUACUGUGUGUUCAUUGGGCCAGCUGCAGAGAACAUCGCUGAGGAGGUGGGACUGCCACAGCUCCUCGGGGACCCUCUGCCCCCGCAGAUCCAACAGAUCGAAGACCCCGACGUCGGGCCAGCCUACGUCUUUGGACUAGACUCCAGUGGUGGCCAGGUGGCCCAGCACCACUUCCCUAGACUCUUCUUCCGUGACUUUUCACUCCUGUUUCAUAUUCAACCGGCCACGAAGGCUGCAGGGGUACUGUUUGCCAUCACGGACGCCGCGCAGACAGUGGUCUCUCUGGGCGUGAAGCUCUCGGGGGUGCAAGAUGGCUACCAGAACAUUUCACUGCUCUACACGGAACACGGUGCCAGCCAGACCCACACAGGUGCCAGCUUCCACCUGCCUGCGUUUGUUGGCCAGUGGACACACUUCGCGCUCAGUGUGGAUGGAGGCUCUGUGGCUCUCUACAUAGACUGCGAAGAGUUCCAGAAGGUGCCGUUUGCUCGGUCCCCGCAAGGCCUGGAACUGGAGCACGACUCUGGCCUCUUCGUGGGUCAGGCUGGAGCAGCUGACCCUGACAAGUUCCAGGGAAAGAUCUCAGAGCUGAAGAUACGACAGAACCCCCGGGUGAGCCCUGUGCACUGCUUGGAUGAAGAUGAUGAUGACGAAGACAGAGCAUCUGGAGACUUUGGAAGUGGCUUUGAAGAAAGCAGCAAGCCACACAGAGAGGAGGAUAUAUCUCUAGCACCCAGGCUCCCCCAGCCACCCCCUGUCACUUCCCCACCCCUGGCUGGAGGCAGCACCACAGAAGACUCUAGAACAGAAGAAAUGGAGGAAGAAACCACGGUAGAGUCUGUAGGAGCUGAGACCCUUCCUGGCACAAGCGGAACAUGGGAAGAGAGUGUCCAGAAUCAUGGGAGUGGCUUGAUAAAGGGAGGUCUGAAGGGACAAAAGGGGGAGCCAGGUGCUCCGGGCUUACCAGGCCCAGCUGGGCCCCAGGGUCCUGCAGGCCCAGUGGUACAGAAUCCCAGUGCACAACCUGCCCCUGGAGCACAAGGACCCCCAGGGCCUCAGGGGCCACCAGGAAAGGAUGGAGCUCCAGGAAGGGACGGUGAACCGGGUGACCCUGGUGAAGAUGGAAGGCCGGGUGACACUGGACCUCAAGGCUUCCCAGGAACCCCAGGAGAAGUGGGCCCCAAGGGUGAGAAGGGAGAUCCUGGUGUUGGAGUUCGAGGACCUCCAGGACCCCCAGGGCCACCAGGACCCUCCUUCAGACAGGACAAGCUGACCUUCAUUGACAUGGAAGGAUCUGGUUUCAGUGGUGACAUGGAGAGCCUCAGGGGCCCACGAGGCUUCCCUGGCCCCCCAGGACCCCCUGGUGUCCCAGGACUGCCUGGUGAACCAGGGCGCUUUGGGGUCAACAGUUCCUAUGCUCCAGGACCUGCCGGCCUUCCUGGUGUGCCUGGGAAGGAAGGGCCCCCCGGAUUUCCUGGUCCCCCGGGACCUCCAGGUCCUCCAGGCAAAGAGGGCCCACCGGGAAUGGCUGGCCAGAAAGGCAGUGUUGGCGAGGUGGGCAUCCCAGGACCCAAGGGGAGCAAAGGAGAUCUUGGGCCUGUCGGUGUACCUGGAAAGACUGGCCUGGCUGGACCCCCUGGGCCAACUGGACCACCAGGACCCCCAGGACCCCCGGGACCACCAGGACCAGGAUUUGCCGCUGGAUUUGAUGAUAUGGAAAGCUCUGGGAUGCCCUUCUCGUCAACAGCCCGAAGCUCCGACGGGCUGCAGGGACCUCCAGGGUUGCCAGGACUCAAGGGGGAUCCUGGAGUGGCAGGGCCACCUGGAACCAAGGGAGAAGUUGGAGCAGAUGGAAUCCAGGGCAUCCCUGGCCUCCCAGGAAGAGAGGGUGCAGCUGGACCCCCGGGACCAAAAGGAGAGAAAGGGACCCAGGGAGAAAAGGGAAACCCAGGAAAAGACGGAGUUGGGCUGCCAGGCCUCCCUGGCCCCCCGGGACCUCCAGGGCCUGUGAUCUAUGUGUCGAAUGAGGAUAGAGCAGUAGUGAGCACGCCAGGACCUGAGGGCAAGCCAGGGUACGCAGGCUUUCCUGGACCUGCCGGGCCGAAGGGUGACCUGGGUUCCAAAGGCGAGCAGGGUCUUCCAGGGCCCAAGGGUGAGAAAGGCGAGCCAGGUGUUAUCUUUGGCCCUGAUGGCAGAGCCCUGGGCCCUGCCCAGAAAGGAGCCAAGGGAGAACCAGGCUUCCGAGGACCCCCGGGUCCUUAUGGGCGACCUGGGCACAAGGGUGAAAUUGGCUUCCCCGGACGGCCGGGUCGUCCCGGAACAAAUGGAUUAAAGGGAGAGAAAGGGGAGCCUGGAGAUGCCAGCCUUGGGUUUAGCAUGAGGGGAUUGCCUGGCCCCCCUGGGCCUCCAGGCCCCCCAGGUCCUCCGGGAAUGCCCAUCUAUGACAGCAAUGCAUUUGUGGAGUCCGGCCGACCUGGACUACCAGGACAGCAAGGUGUGCAGGGGCCUUCAGGACCAAAGGGUGACAAAGGAGAGGUGGGCCCACCUGGGCCUCCAGGGCAGUUCCCCAUCGACUUCUUCCACCUGGGAGCGGAAAUGAAGGGUGACAAGGGAGACCGAGGGGACACUGGACAGAAAGGAGAGCGGGGAGAACCUGGGGCUGCUGGUGGUGGAUUCUUCAGCUCAAGUGUGCCUGGACCACCUGGCCCGCCUGGCUACCCUGGAAUUCCGGGUCCAAAGGGAGAGAGCAUUCGGGGCCCACCUGGCCCUCCUGGUCCUCAGGGACCUCCUGGUAUUGGCUAUGAGGGGCGUCAGGGGCCCCCAGGACCACCAGGACCACCAGGACCUCCCUCGUUCCCUGGUCCUCAUAGGCAGACUGUCAGUGUUCCUGGUCCACCAGGCCCUCCGGGCCCUCCGGGUCCCCCUGGAGCCAUGGGUGCCUCCGCUGGGCAGGUGAGGAUCUGGGCCACAUACCAGACCAUGCUGGACAAGGUACGCGAGGUGCCGGAGGGUUGGCUCAUCUUCGUGGCUGAGAGGGAAGAGCUCUACGUACGUGUUAGAAAUGGCUUCCGGAAGGUGCUGCUGGAGGCCCGGACAGCUCUCCCACAUGGGACGGGCAAUGAGGUAGCGGCUCUGCCCCCGCUGGUGCAGCUUCACGAGGGCAGCCCGUAUACCCGGCGGGAGCACGCCUAUUCCACCGCUCGGCCCUGGCGGGCAGAUGACAUCCUAGUCAACCCACCACGUCUGCCGGAUCCACAGCCUUACCCUGGAGUUCCACACCACCACAGUGCCUAUGUGCACCAGCCACCAGCCCGCCCCACAAGCUCACCUGCUCACACGCACCAGGACUUCCAGCCAGUGCUCCACCUGGUGGCACUCAACAGCCCGCUGUCAGGUGGCAUGCGUGGCAUCCGUGGGGCCGACUUCCAGUGCUUCCAGCAGGCCCGAGCCGUGGGUCUGGCUGGCACCUUCCGUGCCUUCUUGUCCUCUAGGCUGCAGGACCUCUACAGUAUUGUGCGCCGAGCUGACCGGGGGACUGUGCCCAUCGUCAACCUGAAGGACGAGGUGCUAUCUGCCAGUUGGGACACCCUAUUUUCUGGCUCCCAGGGGCAACUGCAGCCUGGGGCCCGCAUCUUUUCUUUUGAUGGCAGAGAUGUCCUGAGACACCCAGCCUGGCCUCAGAAGAGUAUAUGGCACGGCUCAGAUCCCAGCGGGCGCAGGCUGACGGAGAAUUACUGUGAGACAUGGCGGACCGAGGCCAGUGAGGCCACGGGUCAGGCCUCCUCCCUGCUGUCAGGCAGGCUGCUGGAACAGAGGGCUGCGAGCUGCCACAAUGCCUACAUCGUCCUGUGCAUCGAGAAUAGUUUCAUGACCUCCUUCUCCAAGUAGGACCUCUGCCAGUAGCAUGGUGGACAGGGAGGCACAAGGAUGGACACAGUGCAGGGAGCAUGUGGUCAGCGCCCAGGGCCUGGCUGCGAUACGAUCCUGUAGAGUUCACAUUUUAUGUAAUCCUCGAGAAAUAAAAGGAAGCCAAAGAGUAUAUUUUUUUAAACAUUUAAAAUAGACUUCCUGCUCUUCCUCUCCCACUUGAACUGGCCAGGCUGGUAUUGCAGAUCUUCCUCCAUGCUUGGUGGAGCUCUAGGGCGAAGUCAGGCGGUAGCUGGGUGUCAGCAGGGGGCUGCCCUAGGGCUGUGGCCCCAAACCUGCUGACUUUCUCUAACCUGGCAUCUUUCCAUGUACAGAGCCUUUAAAAGGCAGUCUCAUGUGCGUGCUGGGGACAGACCCAGGGACAGCGCAGGGCAGCUGGGACUUUUCUCUCAGCACCCAGUGGCUGCCAACUGUACAGGCAGGCACCUGCUCACCCAGGUGCUAACUGGGACCACCCAUGCUGAUUGGUGGGAACCACCUCUCCUGCUUCCCCGUCUCUCCAGUAACAACACUCCCUGCCAGCAGCAGGUUUCCAAGCUUAGGACUCACUGUGAUGACCGGAUCUGAACCCUGUCCCCUGUCACUGUGUACAGAGGUCAGGAGUCUGGUCAGACUUAGCCUCAUGCUCAUUUUGCUGGGGGCCAGAAGUGACAUGGGGCCCACUCUCAGGCUUGUUUCUCAGACUGGCCUCUCUGGUGACCCAUGAGAUCCCAUCCUGAGUGGAACCGAAGCCCAACCAAGGUCAAGAGCCAGGUUCUGGGAGCACCCUGUCCUUGCUCACCAGCCCGAGGUCCACGAAUCUUGCAGCAGCUGCACAAAACACUUGUCUGGCAGAGGGACAUGUGUGCUCAGGGCCACAAGUGGCCAAUCAUAGCCACUAUACCUUCCUCAGGCUCUGCUGUCCAAGGAUGGGGACAAAUCCAAUGGGGCUAGUUCUGUGAUUCUGUGUGAUAUGAAGCCAUUUCAUAGAGGCACCAAAUAAAAGUGACCUUUUAUACAGACA
Messenger RNA from Myodes glareolus (Bank vole), 6456 nucleotides. NCBI's taxonomy places the organism in Eukaryota, Metazoa, Chordata, Mammalia, Rodentia, Cricetidae. The record is from RefSeq and is a predicted model, not a curated record.